UGGAUUUAAGUUGUGAAUUCUCUCUGGACACCAAUAAGUAUGGAAAUGCCAGUUGGGAGAUAAGAAGACUGCAGCCAAAAGAAGGACCAUGGCUUUGGAAGAUGGAGUCCAGGCUGAGGAGCCUCUCCGGAUGUAGGAAGCCUGGUCGAACAGCCAUGGAAUGGGACAAUGGCACAGGCCAGGCCCUGGGCUUGCCGCGCAACACCUGCAUCUACCAAGAGAACUAUAAGCGACUACUGCUGCCACCUGUGUACUCGGUGGUGCUGGUAGCUGGCCUGCCACUGAACGCCUGUGUCAUUGCCCAGAUUUGCACAUCCCGCCGGACCCUGACCCGCACGGCCGUGUACACCCUGAACCUGGCCCUAGCAGACCUACUGUACGCCUGCUCCCUGCCCCUGCUCAUCUACAACUAUGCCCGAGGUGACCACUGGCCCUUCGGAGACUUCACCUGCCGCCUGGUCCGCUUCCUCUUCUAUGCCAACCUACAUGGCAGCAUCCUCUUUCUUACCUGCAUCAGCUUCCAGCGUUACCUAGGAAUCUGCCACCCCCUGGCCCCCUGGCACAAGCGUGGGGGCCGCCGGGCUGCCUGGCUAGUGUGUGGGGCUGUAUGGCUGGCUGUGAUGACCCAGUGCCUGCCCACAGCCUUCUUUGCUGCCACAGGCAUCCUGCGUAACCGCACGGUCUGCUAUGACCUGAGCCCGCCCUCCCUGGCCACCCACUACAUGCCCUAUGGCAUGGCCCUCACAGUCAUUGGCUUCCUGCUGCCCUUUAUUGCCCUGCUGGCCUGCUACUGCUGCCUGGCCCGUCGUCUGUGCCGCCAGGACGGCCCAGCAGGGCCUGUGGCCCAGGAGCGGCGUGGCAAGGCAGCCCGCAUGGCCGUGGUGGUGGCAGCUGCCUUUGCCAUCAGCUUCCUGCCUUUCCACAUCACCAAGACAACCUACCUGGCAGUGCGCUCUACGCCUGGCAUCUCCUGCCCUGUGAUGGAGGCCUUUGCAGCUGCCUACAAGGUCACGCGGCCCUUCGCCAGUGCCAACAGUGUCCUGGACCCCAUCCUCUUCUUCUUUACCCAGAAGAAGUUCCGCCGGCGGCCACAUGAGAUGCUACAGAAACUUACAGCCAAGUGGCAGCGACAGGGUCGCUGAUUCCACUGGGACAGGACACGUGGGGUCUGGGCAACCAUUGUGUUUGCCACUGUGGCUGGGAUACAGAAGCCCCAUCAGCCCCAAACCAUGCAGAGAAUUAGAGCUUAGCUCAGCUGAGCAUGGAGUCAGGCCCCCCCAGACCCCAAAAUUUCACCAACAACUAUUUAUUAAGCCCUUUCUCUGAACCAGGCCCUGUGGGUACAGAGAGAGACAAGCCUGGGCCUGGUUCUCAAGAAGGUCCCAAGAAGCCAUGGAGAGUUGGGGAAGCCAUGUUAAGCUGCUCACAAAAAUAUAGUACGACACGUACUGUAAUUGAGGAAUAUGCUGCAUACUUUGGAGUCACCAGUAAAGGGAGU
Molecule: messenger RNA, 1498 nt
Organism: Hippopotamus amphibius kiboko
Lineage: Eukaryota; Metazoa; Chordata; Mammalia; Artiodactyla; Hippopotamidae
Gene: P2RY6
Product: pyrimidinergic receptor P2Y6
Exons: 3
Coding region: 102-1142 (346 amino acids)
Biological process (GO): cellular response to pyrimidine ribonucleotide; G protein-coupled receptor signaling pathway
Cellular component (GO): plasma membrane
Molecular function (GO): G protein-coupled UDP receptor activity; G protein-coupled ADP receptor activity; G protein-coupled UTP receptor activity
Source: RefSeq, a predicted model, not a curated record